Molecule: messenger RNA, 189 nt
Organism: Penicillium digitatum Pd1
Lineage: Eukaryota; Fungi; Ascomycota; Eurotiomycetes; Eurotiales; Aspergillaceae
Source: RefSeq, a predicted model, not a curated record
AUGGAAUCUCUGUCUGAUCUAGACUUUGCUGAUGAUUUGCUCACGCACCUACAAGAAACCCUCUGCGUCGACACGAGCAAUGUAUACGCUGCGAGCAAGUCGAAUGGCGGUGGGGCUGCCAGCGUCAUUGCCUGCAAUGUGACAGUCAGAAGACAAGUUGCGGCUUUUGUGGCUGUUAGAGGGGACUAG